This is a messenger RNA of Cyclopterus lumpus (lumpfish), 4471 nucleotides long. It is a transcript of the gene igsf11, whose product is annotated as immunoglobulin superfamily member 11. The record is from RefSeq and is a predicted model, not a curated record. Gene Ontology annotation, cellular component: cell-cell junction. Gene Ontology annotation, biological process: homophilic cell-cell adhesion. NCBI's taxonomy places the organism in Eukaryota, Metazoa, Chordata, Actinopteri, Perciformes, Cyclopteridae. The transcript has 8 exons. Bases 551 to 2026 code for a protein of 491 amino acids. Gene Ontology annotation, molecular function: ionotropic glutamate receptor binding.
AGAACAGACGAGAAACCAUGGAGCGCAACAAGACGCGUUGGAGAGCCUCACCAAGCGGACGGGAUGAGAGCCACUUUGUGAUCUGUUCGUAAGUCACUUUCAGGGACAGUCGGCAUAUUUUGUGUUCACCAGCAGGUGGACGUUGAGUCCCCCCCCCCCCCCUACCCCUACCCCUCCACCCCACCCCACCCAGCGUGCGUAAAUUGACCGGAGCGGUUUAUGAAAUACAAUAGACUUGGAGUGACCAGCAGCUCCCAAAAGAACGGGAGGAAAGGAGGAGUGGAAAAGGAGCCCGGAGGACCGACGAGUGCCCGCCGGAUAGAAAUGCUCUGCGGGUUGUUUUUACCACUCAUUCUGUCACGUUGUCUUCGGGACAUGUCGCCGGUGUGCGCUGCGUAACCCCCCCCCCCCCCCCACCCCCACCCCCACCCCCACCCCCACCGGACUGCUUUCAUGCCUCACGCCAUCAGGGGGAACAGUUACUUAUCUUCAAGGAAACUGUGAGCGCAGCUGAGCUUUUCACCAAGAAGGAGGCGCUGGGUUUAAAACCAUGGUGAAGUUUCACAACUCGGACCUAUGGAUAGCCUGGAUGGUCAUCUUCUGCAUGGAGGGUUCAAGGUUUGAUCUACACACGGGGAAAGUGUGCGUGCGGGCGCUGGAUGUGACCGUAUCCCAGAGCAGCGUCCAGGUGGCCCGCGGCCAAGCAGCCGUCCUGCCCUGCUCCUUCACCACCAGCGCUGCCCUCAACAACCUGAACAUCAUCUGGAUGGUGAUCCCACUCUCCAAUGCCAACAAGCCCGAGCAGGUGAUCAUUUACCAGGGCGGCCAGGUGUUCAGCCUCGCCGACCACCUCAUUGGCCGUGUGGGCUUCGUGGCCACCAUGCCAAGUAAAAGUGCCUCCAUCUUCAUCAACAACACCCAGCUGUCUGACACUGGGACCUACCAGUGCCUGGUCAACAACCUCCCGGACAGAGGGGGGCGCAACAUUGGCGUCAUUGGGCUCACCGUGUUGGUGCCCCCCUCGGUGCCGGCGUGUCGAAUCCAGGGCGCGCUGGAUGUCGGCAGUGACGUCAUGCUGAUCUGCAGCUCCGAGGAAGGCAUUCCCACGCCGUCCUACUCCUGGGAGAAGCUGGACGCGCUGCCCAAGCUGCCGCACAACGCCAUGCAAGACCAGAUGCAGGGCACUGUAACAAUGAGAAACAUCAGCACCAGCACCUCAGGACUCUACCAAUGUACCUCCAGCAAUGCUAUUGGCAAGAGCACCUGUCUGCUCAACCUGCAGGUGGUGGCACCCCAGCCUCAAAGCGUGGGUCUGAUAGCGGGCACCAUCGCUACCGGAGUGUUAGCCGUCAUCAUCUGCUCCCUGUUAGUGGUGGUCACGCUCUUCUACUGGAAGAACAAGAACAAAUACGACGAGGAGGAGAUCCCCAAUGAGAUCAGAGAAGAUGACCUUCCUCCCAAGAGGUCAUCGUCGGCGAAGGCUUUCCACGCGGACGCGUCGUCCUCGGAGAACGACACGCUGACGUCCACCAACACGUACAACAGCCGCUACUGGCACAACCCCAAACCCAACUACGACACCAACUCCUACACGCGCUACAACGGAGACACGCGCCAGACCUUCUCCGCCGCUGCGCACGGCGCGCCGCACGCUCACGGACAGGCCCAGAACGCGGCGCACGGCCACGGCCACGGCCACGGUACAGUGUCCACGGCACCGGGCUCGGCUCCGCUGACCCGUCACGCGCAGCAGCAGCAGCAGCAGCAGCCGACGACGAUGACGACGUCGUUCGCCAACGGCAGCCACACGCUGCCGCCGCCCAAGACUCUGGUGGUCACCACGAACUCUGCGCCGUCCCCGACCGCCAUGGUGCGCAGCAACGGCUCCGUGAGCCUCAAGCCGGCGGUGACGUCCGCGCACGGGCAGCACACGCACUCCUACGCGGUGAGCCAGGCCACGCUGGAGCGGAUGGGGGCGGUGCCCGUGAUGGUGCCCGCCCAGAACAGAGCAGGCUCGCUGGUGUGAACUCAACCCAUCUGAAAACGAGACUAAAAUGAUGGUUUUUGGAAGUUUGAAACCCACUGAUAUUAAAAAAAAAUGACCGAAUAUGGGCUGAAGCAGCCCGCUGCCCUUUACAACUGUGUCUUGUCUUGACCUCUUUAUCUAAAAAAAAAAAAAACUGGGAUUUAACAGUGCAGAGUUCAUUUAAUGCCAAUUCCUUGAUGUAUGGGACCCUUCAUGUAGUAGACGAGCGCUGCAUGGAAUAUGAACAUCCACUUAUUGGAUGGAUUUUCCUGGCGGAUGGAUUUUUUUCAGUCACUCGGAUGAAUUUUUACAAAAGUUGUCGUGAAAUUUCCUGCACCACCUGGAUCCCCCUCUCCCCCCAGAUAUAUUUUUUUCCAAGGCUGCAUCAUUUUUGUUGUUGUUUUUUGUUUGUUUGUUGGACUCAAAGCAAACACAAGGCAUUGUCACCUCGUGUGUGUGUGUGUGUCCAUAUACUGCAUGGUCAGAGAGAAGCGGGCUGCGAUCCCCCACAUAAAAUGCAUGUGUCUCUCGUUUUAGGAAUAACAAAACGACAUCAGUAUUAUUUUCUAAUAAUUUCUUUGGAGAGUUGAUUGUGAUGGAUUGUGCAUUGAAAUCGUGAAUGCUUCCAAGCUGAAGGAUGAAAGUAUUAGAAUGAAAUGAUGUGAAAUGGCCUUAGAAGCUUCGGGAGAGGGGUUUUAAUUGGGGGUGUAAUACAUUGCGUAAUAUACUUUACUUUAUUGAAAGACAGCAUUUUAAUAUCAAAACUGCUGUCGUGUGAACAAUAACUUAACGAUGACACGAUUUAACCCAUACUUCAUAUAUAUCGACUCUUUUCUGCUGUGAUAUUUGAAGAUAGCACAUGCACUGGAUUCUCACUCAUUCAUAAUUUAACCUGCGAGAUGGAUAUUGUCGUAAUGUUUGCUGUGUUCGUCCUCGCCCCCGUUGUCCUAAUUUGGUUCAUGACACAUCAGUGCUGCUUUCAGAAGACAUGGAUGAGAAGAUGUCUUAUUCAAUAAAUGCUUUAUAAUGGGGGGAAAAAUAUAUAUAUAUAUAUAUAUAUAUUAUAUAUUUAAAGAUGAUUUUCUUCCCUUUGACACGUGCUUUCACCUAUCGGUUUCUACUGUACAUAUUUUAACUGCAAACGUAGGCUAGAUUGUGAAUCAAAGAAAAUACACGACGUGUCCGACCGAUACAUAUUCUACAACUCACGUGUCUUAAUUUUAAAAAUGGUUCUUGUUAGACAACAAGCUGGUUUUAAUAGUCAGUGUUAUUAGUUUCAAUGAAGGGAUGUUUUUUUUUUAAAGUUUUCAUUUUGCCAUUUCAUCACGACGUCUGAGGUAAAUUAUGGUUGAACAUGAACGGCCAUAUGUUUAACUUUAAAUAAUAAGACAGCUCCGCUGUAUUAAGGUACAACGUUUCACUCUGUUUCUGACUUUAUGUAUUUUUCUAUUUUAACCAAAUCUCACCGACCUGUUACAGAACUGUUACAGUGUUCCCACAUUUCUCAAUCCUCAUUUCUCACUGUGCAUUUCCUCAAUGCCCAAAUACUAAUAAUUUGUUGUAGCUAUGAUGCAAUAUUUAAUGCAGCUCUUUUUUUUGUUCUCUUUUCUGUUUGACAUGCAAUAUUGGAAAGUGUGUUUUAUUCCUCUUUGCACAUGCGAUUUAAUUGAAUGUGCUUUUUUUUUUUUUGCCAUUUAAAUAUAUAAUGAACACAAAUUCAUGCGCUAACAUUUACAAACAAAUGUGCUCCAGCUUUAACACAUAUAAUCUCUUGAUUUAUAUUGGGAAAUUUUUUUUUUAAAUUUAUAUUAUUUAGUCCAGCUGACUUUAGAAAACACCUUUUUUUAUGUGGGAACUAUUACAUUUAAUUAUGUUUUCAUACCAUUUCAUAGUAGGUGUUAUAUUACACUCAAAUACUUAAUUAAUGAAUUAAUACAUUUAAGAAAAUUGGUCGGCAGCUACUUUGGAGUGGUAUUAGUGCAUUAUUUUAGACUGGAAUAAUAAAUAAACAUCCCAACACAUAUUUGGCUCAAGUUAUUAAUGCACACUAGCCAAGGUGAUGUACUUUUUGUUUUAUUGCUGUCAUCCUUUAUUGUAAUUCACACAUUUAUGGAGUCACACAAAAGAGUCAACCCAUCAUCCAUCACAGUGAUGUGGGCCAGAUGUUUACACGCGCCUGGUUCUCCUUCUUCUUUUUUUUUUUUGUUGCCUCGGAGUCAUAAUUUAGAUGGCUCGUAGUUUUAUUAUCUGCAUUUUUUUAAAAUUUUUUAUUUAUUCACUAUCAGUUACUACAACAUAUAUCAGUCCAAUUCAAUCACAAAUAUGUUUCUUCAUCUGUGUACAUUUGACCCCGGUACUGCUCAGUAUUAUUCCACAUUUAUCCGACGUGUUUCUUCUUUGUUUUUGUUUUUUGUUUUUGUCUCGAGGCUGUCUACACACACACAC